This is a messenger RNA of Papaver somniferum (opium poppy), 1040 nucleotides long. RefSeq names its product suppressor of mec-8 and unc-52 protein homolog 1-like. The record is from RefSeq and is a predicted model, not a curated record. Gene Ontology annotation, biological process: mRNA splicing, via spliceosome. Gene Ontology annotation, molecular function: protein binding. The transcript is spliced from 10 exons. The coding region runs from base 547 to 1017 and encodes 156 amino acids. Lineage: Eukaryota; Viridiplantae; Streptophyta; Magnoliopsida; Ranunculales; Papaveraceae. Gene Ontology annotation, cellular component: precatalytic spliceosome.
CACUCGUCUUCUCUCUCACUCUCUUUCUCCUUAAGAAAAAAACUCUCCCGCGAUGAAUCUUUCCCGCCGUUGAAAUCAGAGGAAGCUAGAAGAUUGUUUAAAAGUUCAAUUAGUGAUGAAUAAGAUGGAAUUAGAGAUGGGUUUUACCUGAAUUAGAAUUUGAGGUUGAAGAACAGCUUGAAAUUGGUAGUUAGGGUUGGAUCUGUUUUAAUGAAGAUUUGGGGUUUGAUUGAGAACUGAUGCUGUUAAUGAGGGUUGUGGAAAUGGAUAGUAGAAUGAUGUGAUAAAGAGGAUUUUAUCUCAAUUGCCUGAGCCAGAUAAAUCAAAGUGCCAGGCGAUACAUCUACAGCUGAAAGCGAACUCAAGGAAGCGGAAAGUGAAUACUACAUUUGGCUUGAGUGGAAGAUUCAAUCUGAGAUUUCAUAAGGAGUUACUGCAGCUGCUAUUGCUACUCAGGCUUAUCAAGAAGCAACCAAGGAGAAACGCCGUGCACAAAUUGCUCAAGCAAUUGCUGCCGAAGUUACUGUGGUGCCGCCCUCAAGAUUAAUGGCUCUCAUUGGUCAGUCUCUGAAAUGGCAACAGCAUCAAGGUAUGCUGCCCCCUGGUACUCAGUUUGAUUUGUUUAGAGGAACUGCUGCAAUGAAACAAGAGGACGAUGAAACUUAUCCAACAACUCUUGGACAUCCUAUCAAGUUUGGAAAGAAAAGUCACCCGGAAUGUGCUCGUUUCUCCCCAGAUGGGCAGGUCCUUGUGUCUUGCUCUGUUGAUGGAUUUAUUGAGGUUUGGGACCAUAUAAGUGGGAAGCUCAAGAAGGAUCUUCGGUACCAGGCUGAUGUAUUUUUUGGAAAUAAAUAUUGUUGGAAAAUUCGUCUCGAAAAGUUGCUCGGAGCACCCCGGAGAACAAUUGCUAUACGGACCCCCACUUUUGCUAGGGGGCACCCGGCCACAGUGCCGCAACAAAGGAAGGGUUUUGAAAUUUUGUUUUCGAUUCUUCAUUUUUCAUUAGAUAGAGUUUAAUUUUAAUAUGUUUAUGGCUUUUG